Molecule: messenger RNA, 705 nt
Organism: Entamoeba dispar SAW760
Lineage: Eukaryota; Evosea; Mastigamoebida; Endamoebidae
Product: homologous-pairing protein meu13, putative
Exons: 1
Coding region: 1-705 (234 amino acids)
Biological process (GO): meiotic strand invasion involved in reciprocal meiotic recombination; homologous chromosome pairing at meiosis; meiotic joint molecule formation
Cellular component (GO): DNA recombinase auxiliary factor complex; condensed nuclear chromosome
Molecular function (GO): double-stranded DNA binding; recombinase activator activity
Source: RefSeq, a predicted model, not a curated record
AUGUCAAAAAGAAAGGAUAGCAAAAAGGAAGUAGAUGGUGAGAAAGUUGUUUUUGAAUAUAUGCAGAAACAAAACCGCCCUUAUAAUGCUAAAAUAGUAUCUGAAAAUUUGCAUGGAGAUGUAAAAUUAGCUGAAGUUACAAGGAUAUUAGAAGAACUAAGUCAAAAGGGGGAUCUUAUUGAGAAAGUUAAUGGAAAACAAAAGAUUUAUUGGUACAACCAAUCAAAAUUAACUAACAUCACACCAGAAGUUAUUAGAGAAUUAGAAACUAAAAGACAAGAACUAAAGGUCACUCUUUCCACAACUAAAGAAGAGUUAAUGUUAGAAGAAAAAACAAACAAAAUACUUUCAUCACAACUAUCAAAUGAAGAGUUAGAAAAACAGUUAAAACAACUUUCAGAAGAAGUUAGUAAGUUAGAAGAGAAAUACAAGCAAUUUAAGGACCAAAAAAUAACUAUUGACCCUAAAGAAAAAGCAAAGUUAUUAAAAGAUAAUGACUUUUUUGUUAAAGAAUGGAAAAAAAGAAAAAGAAUAUGUAAAGAUGCGUCAGAGCUACUUACUGAGUCAUCAGGAAUGAAAAUCAGUAAAUUAUAUGAAAAUCUUGGAAUUGAAACUGAUGAGCAAAAUGGAUUUACACUUGAUAAACUUAUUGAUUAUCAACCAAAAAGGUCAUUAGAGCCAAGUAGAGGUAAAAACAAGAAAUGA